CUCUCUCUCUCUCCUCCUCCUCCCGCUCUGUCUCCUUCCGCGCUCUUUCUCUCCCUCCUCUCGGGAGACCCCUGACUCACUCUCUCGAUCAGGUAAACGUAAACCUGAGAGUUGGCCGCCACUUCAUGCCCGAUUCCUGAAUCAGUCGCGCAGGCACCAGCGAAACGAGCGCUCUCUCCUCGCCAUCGUUCUCAUCAGUCGUCUCGAUCGCGGUUUCGCCUUCGCGCGUUCGUCGCAUCUCGUCGCUCUCUUUCUGCCAGUCUCACGAGACCGAGUCCAGAGGAGCUACCGCGAACCCUUGCGGAUCGCGAUCGUCGGGUCCCGACCGAGUCAGGUCCGAGUUCUCGCACCCUCAGGCAGUCAUCAGCAGAGGAAAACGAUGGAGUCCUGGCUGAGCGACGUCCAGCGUGUGCGAAUCCCGCGACCCAAGUUCGGCAGCGGCAAUUCCGUGCGACGGUCGAACUCGUCGGUGCAGCACGUACGCUCGGAGAUGCACUCGCGGCAGGGUCAGGACGUGGCCAAGGCCACCGAGGAACUUCGUCAGGCUCUCCAGGACAAGCUCUGACCGACCGGCCGCUCUAGGGGACGAGAGCGCGGGAACACACUUCACGUACCUUGUUCGCCAUCUUUGUACCUGCCACCACGAAAACUUGCUCGACGACGACGAC
Harpegnathos saltator (Jerdon's jumping ant) is the source of this 668-nucleotide messenger RNA. RefSeq lists its product as uncharacterized. Lineage: Eukaryota; Metazoa; Arthropoda; Insecta; Hymenoptera; Formicidae. The record is from RefSeq and is a predicted model, not a curated record. The transcript is spliced from 2 exons. Bases 380 to 565 code for a protein of 61 amino acids.